AUGGUUGCCUUGCUUCAUAUCGGCCUUAUCGGUUUGGUUUUAUCUGUAUUCGUUCUUGUUCAAGCAAAUCCAGUGCUUGAAACAUCCAAUGUUAUUGAAGGAAAAAAUUCACCCAUAAGCACCCAACAACUUUAUGAGCUUUACAAAAUUAUGCGCAUGGAUCCUCGUCUUGCUGCAAUAUCCAAUAAGGAUAUUAUUUUACAUAUUUAUCAAAAUUUCGUAUUUGGUAAAGGUCAUGGUAUCGAUACUACUCAAGUACAAAGUCAACAGAAUCGUCGUCCUCAAGACCAAAGCACGGCUGAAAACGAAUAG
Rotaria socialis is the source of this 312-nucleotide messenger RNA. The record is from the annotation of a GenBank genome assembly. Lineage: Eukaryota; Metazoa; Rotifera; Eurotatoria; Philodinida; Philodinidae.